Messenger RNA from Gorilla gorilla gorilla (western lowland gorilla), 4571 nucleotides. It is a transcript of the gene BNC2, whose product is annotated as basonuclin zinc finger protein 2. Bases 629 to 4105 code for a protein of 1158 amino acids. Gene Ontology annotation, biological process: regulation of DNA-templated transcription. NCBI's taxonomy places the organism in Eukaryota, Metazoa, Chordata, Mammalia, Primates, Hominidae. The record is from RefSeq and is a predicted model, not a curated record. Gene Ontology annotation, cellular component: nucleus. The transcript has 9 exons.
GUUUUUCCAUCCCCACAAAGUUGUUUUUUCCAUCCCCAGAAAAAGAGAGCAAGAAAAACCCAAACAACAAACAAAAAGCCCCCAAACAAGUCACGGGGCGGGGGGGGAGGGAGAAACAUACAUCCUCCUUCCCCAAGCCCCUGGACCUCUGAGGACAAACAACACAACGACCGACUUUUAUUUUGCAAAAGGGAAGCAACAUUGUAGUCACGACAAUUCUGCAGAGAGAGGAAAAACUUGUGGGGCUUGCACGGCCGCCGAGGUCACCUCGCCCGCCGGUCCCCCGCCUUCCGCGAGCAGGGCAGCCCCCUCCCGGGACAAGCCGUUCCCUUUUUUUUUUUGUCCCGAGGAGGAGCCGGGGAACCGUGCCGGCUGGGACUCGGGGCGCGAGCGCGACCCCGGCGCGAGUGUAAAUCAGUCACCUGAGCGCAGAGGGGCCGCGGCGAGGGCGCGCGCGGGCGGGCGGGGAGGCGGAGGCGGCGAGAGCGGCGGCCCGGAGGAACUCGGAGGGGGAGGGAGAGAAAGGCCGAGACGGAGGGAGCCAGCGGCGGCCGAGGGGCUGGUCCAGGCGCGGCCGCUAAGAGGAGACCAAGAGGCGGGGGCUGCACUUGACAACCAGCAUGCCGAGAUGGCACACCUUGGGCCCACCCCACCUCCACAUAGCCUUAAUUACAAAUCAGAGGACAGGCUUAGUGAGCAAGACUGGCCAGCAUAUUUCAAGGUCCCAUGUUGUGGGGUUGAUACAUCUCAAAUUGAGUCAGAAGAGGCAGAAGUGGAUGUGAGAGAAAGAGAGACACAGAGAGACAGAGAGCCAAAGAGGGCAAGAGACUUGACUUUAAGAGACUCCUGUACUGACAACUCCAUGCAGUUCGGAACCAGAACGACUACGGCUGAACCAGGGUUCAUGGGGACAUGGCAAAACGCUGAUACUAACCUCUUAUUCAGAAUGUCCCAACAGGCUGGUCUCAAACUCCUGACCUCAGGUGAUCCACCCGUCUUGGACUUCCAAAGUGCUGGGAUUACAGGCGUGAGCCACUGCACCCGGCUGAAAGUUGCUAUGAUUUCUAAGGCCAUCCGUUGCACACUGGUAAACUGCACAUGUGAAUGUUUUCAGCCAGGGAAGAUUAACCUGAGGACUUGUGAUCAGUGUAAACAUGGCUGGGUGGCACAUGCCUUGGAUAAGCUCAGCACGCAGCACCUGUACCACCCCACCCAAGUGGAGAUUGUGCAGUCCAACGUCGUGUUUGACAUCAGCAGCCUGAUGCUCUAUGGGACACAAGCAGUGCCUGUGCGGCUAAAGAUCCUGCUGGACCGUCUCUUCAGCGUCCUGAAGCAAGAGGAGGUACUGCACAUACUGCACGGCCUUGGCUGGACUCUGCGGGACUAUGUCCGAGGAUACAUCCUUCAGGAUGCUGCUGGCAAGGUGCUGGACCGCUGGGCCAUCAUGUCUCGAGAAGAGGAAAUCAUCACCCUUCAGCAGUUUCUGCGGUUUGGAGAAACCAAAUCCAUUGUGGAGCUGAUGGCAAUUCAGGAGAAAGAAGGGCAGGCCGUGGCUGUACCAUCUUCAAAGACAGACUCAGAUAUAAGGACUUUUAUUGAGAGCAAUAAUCGCACCAGGAGUCCCAGCCUCCUUGCUCACUUAGAGAACAGCAAUCCUUCCAGCAUUCAUCACUUCGAAAACAUCCCAAACAGCCUUGCAUUUCUGCUUCCAUUCCAGUACAUAAACCCUGUCUCAGCGCCACUGCUAGGGUUGCCUCCAAAUGGGCUACUUUUAGAGCAACCAGGGUUGAGGCUGCGGGAACCCAGCCUUUCAACUCAGAAUGAAUAUAAUGAGAGCAGCGAAUCCGAAGUUUCUCCCACACCUUAUAAGAAUGAUCAAACACCCAAUAGAAAUGCCCUGACCAGCAUUACUAAUGUGGAGCCCAAAACCGAGCCAGCCUGUGUCUCUCCCAUUCAGAAUUCUGCCCCAGUCAGUGAUCUAACCAAAACUGAACACCCAAAAAGCUCAUUCCGGAUUCAUCGGAUGAGAAGGAUGGGGUCAGCCUCUAGGAAAGGAAGAGUGUUCUGUAAUGCAUGUGGGAAGACAUUCUAUGACAAAGGUACUCUGAAAAUUCAUUACAAUGCUGUUCACCUGAAGAUCAAACAUCGAUGCACCAUUGAAGGUUGCAACAUGGUCUUUAGCUCCCUCCGAAGUCGUAAUCGCCACAGUGCAAACCCCAAUCCUCGCCUUCAUAUGCCUAUGCUAAGGAAUAACCGAGAUAAAGAUUUAAUUCGGGCCACCUCAGGAGCUGCCACCCCUGUCAUAGCAAGUACAAAAUCAAAUCUGGCACUCACAAGCCCUGGCCGACCCCCAAUGGGUUUUACCACUCCCCCUCUAGACCCUGUCUUGCAAAAUCCUCUCCCUAGCCAGCUGGUAUUUUCUGGGCUAAAGACUGUACAACCAGUUCCUCCAUUUUAUAGAAGUUUACUCACUCCAGGGGAAAUGGUGAGUCCUCCAACCUCCCUCCCAACCAGUCCCAUCAUUCCAACCAGUGGUACCAUAGAGCAGCACCCCCCGCCACCCUCUGAGCCAGUAGUGCCAGCAGUGAUGAUGGCCACCCAUGAGCCCAGUGCUGACCUGGCACCCAAGAAAAAGCCCAGGAAGUCAAGCAUGCCUGUGAAGAUUGAGAAGGAAAUUAUUGACACCGCCGAUGAGUUUGAUGAUGAAGAUGAUGACCCCAAUGAUGGUGGAGCUGUGGUCAAUGACAUGAGCCAUGACAAUCAUUGUCACUCCCAAGAGGAGAUGAGCCCAGGCAUGUCUGUGAAGGACUUUUCUAAGCAUAACAGGACCCGGUGCAUUUCAAGGACUGAAAUAAGGAGGGCCGACAGCAUGACUUCUGAAGACCAAGAACCUGAGCGGGACUAUGAGAACGAGUCUGAGUCUUCGGAGCCCAAACUGGGCGAGGAAUCCAUGGAAGGGGAUGAGCACAUUCACAGCGAAGUGAGUGAAAAAGUCCUGAUGAAUAGUGAGAGGCCUGAUGAGAACCACAGUGAGCCCUCUCACCAGGACGUCAUCAAGGUGAAGGAAGAAUUUACAGACCCCACUUACGACAUGUUUUACAUGAGCCAGUAUGGACUGUACAAUGGUGGGGGUGCCAGCAUGGCCGCCUUGCAUGAGAGCUUUACAUCAUCUCUGAAUUAUGGCAGCCCUCAAAAGUUCUCCCCAGAAGGUGACCUGUGUUCUAGCCCAGACCCCAAAAUCUGUUAUGUGUGCAAGAAGAGUUUCAAAAGCUCCUACAGUGUGAAACUUCACUACAGGAACGUUCACUUGAAAGAGAUGCACGUCUGCACAGUGGCUGGUUGCAAUGCUGCAUUCCCCUCUCGCCGAAGCCGAGACAGAAACAGAAAUUUACGGAUGGAAAGAACCAUAGGUCCAGGACAUCGAGACAGCCUGCAUCUCCGUAGACACAGUGCCAACAUAAACCUACAUCGUAAACUGUUGACCAAAGAACUCGAUGACAUGGGCCUGGACUCAUCGCAGCCCUCCCUUAGCAAGGACCUCCGCGAUGAAUUUUUGGUGAAGAUAUAUGGUGCCCAGCACCCCAUGGGGCUCGAUGUCAGGGAAGAUGCCUCCUCUCCCGCAGGGACUGAAGACUCCCACCUGAACGGGUAUGGGAGAGGCAUGGCAGAGGACUACAUGGUCCUUGACUUGAGCACCACCUCCAGCCUCCAGUCCAGCAGCAGUAUCCAUUCCUCCAGAGAAUCCGACGCAGGCAGCGAUGAGGGGAUUCUUCUCGAUGACAUUGACGGGGCGAGUGACAGUGGGGAGUCGGCACACAAGGCCGAGGCCCCUGCCCUCCAUGGCAGCCUAGGGGCUGAAGUUUCAGGAUCUCUUAUGUUCAGCAGCUUGUCUGGGAGCAAUGGUGGGAUCAUGUGCAACAUUUGCCACAAAAUGUACAGCAACAAGGGGACCCUGAGAGUGCACUACAAAACUGUGCAUUUGAGAGAAAUGCACAAGUGCAAAGUCCCAGGUUGCAAUAUGAUGUUUUCCUCUGUACGAAGCCGAAAUCGGCACAGUCAGAACCCUAAUCUCCACAAAAACAUUCCCUUCACUUCAGUAGAUUAGUCUCAGAAUGGACACUACAAAUGCCAGCUCUCACCAGAUGGCCUACGUGUUUGAACUGCCAUAGUCAGUGUGCGCUUAUGUACUUGGGGUGUGUGUCUGUGUGUGUGUGUGUGUGUGUGUGUGUGUGUGCAUUUAUGUAUGCUCUGUGGCUACAUAUACACACACGUAUUUCCUUGAGAUAAACAAGAUAAACACUAGGUGCUUUUGAAUUUUUUUCACUUCCCUUUAUAGUUUUGGGAAAGGAGUGGGAUCUUUGAUUUCAGGGUGAAAACAGAGUACCCCUUUAAACACACACACACACACAUGCACAUACACACACACACACACACACACACACACACACAGUGUGCAACUAGCCCCAGUUUUGACAGAAUAAUUCUUGGUCUUCCCCAAAGAGACAAUUUGUUGUACCCAUGACUGUUGCCUGCAAAAAUAAAAGGGAAAAAAAAGAAAAAAGAAACAAAAA